This is a messenger RNA of Talpa occidentalis (Iberian mole), 876 nucleotides long. Its product is annotated as olfactory receptor 10X1. Gene Ontology annotation, biological process: G protein-coupled receptor signaling pathway. The record is from RefSeq and is a predicted model, not a curated record. Gene Ontology annotation, molecular function: olfactory receptor activity. Gene Ontology annotation, cellular component: membrane. Lineage: Eukaryota; Metazoa; Chordata; Mammalia; Eulipotyphla; Talpidae.
UCAGAUAGCCCAGCUAUGAAGAUCCAUCAGACAGUCCUGGCAGAAUUCAUUCGUGGGUUUUCAGUUUACACACGUGUGCAGACAUUCCUUUUAGUCAUGUUCUUUUGCUCUACCUUCUUACCCUUCACAGGUAACCUGGCUAUCAUGGGUCUGACAUGGGGGGGCAGAUAUCUCCACACCCCUAUAUACCUUUUCCUCAGUGCACUCUCUGAGACCUGCUAUCCAUUGACCAUCAUCCCCAAUAUGCGGGCAGAUUUACUAGCCAAGCACAGAAGCAUUUCGACCAUACGUUGUAGCUUACAGAUGUGUUUUUCCUUGGGACUCAGUGGUACUGGUUGUAUCACCCUCACUUUGAUGGAAUAUGAGCACUUUCUGGCCAUCUGCAACCCAUUCAGGUAUCCACUACUUAUGACCAACACGCUAUGUACACAACCUGUGGUCUCUACUUGGGUUGGAGGCUUCUUUAUUUCUCUCAUAGAAACUGCACUGAUAUUAUGGAGCUUUUUGUGUAGGCCUAACCUUGUCAAACACUUCUGCCAUAUGCGGGCAGUUGUGAGGCUGUCUUGUCUAGACUCGACCUCACAGAGUUUGUGUAACGCCAAUGUCGGUGUCAGGCCUGCUGGGCACAUUUUGCUGAUCAUCCUCAUUUAUGUUUUCAUUCCUUCCAUUGUUCAAAGCAUCCUAGCUGAGGGCAAGCAGAAGGCAUAUUCUGUCUGUGCCUCCUACCUCACAGUGGUCAUCAUUCACUUUGGUUUUGCAUCUGUUGUUUAUCUGCAGCCAGAAGCCUCAGGGGGUGACACUGUCAUUGCCAUCCCUUAUGUGUUCAUUACUCCUGUCCUUAGCCCCUUCAUAUUUAGCCUCGGGAAUAAGACAUAG